Puccinia graminis f. sp. tritici CRL 75-36-700-3 is the source of this 1297-nucleotide messenger RNA. Its product is annotated as CMGC/CDK/CDK7 protein kinase. Gene Ontology annotation, biological process: protein phosphorylation; positive regulation of transcription by RNA polymerase II. The record is from RefSeq and is a predicted model, not a curated record. Gene Ontology annotation, cellular component: nucleus; transcription factor TFIIK complex; transcription factor TFIIH holo complex. Bases 33 to 1136 code for a protein of 367 amino acids. NCBI's taxonomy places the organism in Eukaryota, Fungi, Basidiomycota, Pucciniomycetes, Pucciniales, Pucciniaceae. The transcript is spliced from 7 exons. Gene Ontology annotation, molecular function: RNA polymerase II CTD heptapeptide repeat kinase activity; ATP binding; cyclin-dependent protein serine/threonine kinase activity.
AUUUAUACAGCAACCGAUUCCAAUUUACAGCCAUGGAAGCAGCCGAAUUGGCCAACCUGAGGAUUCAACAGAGUUACACAAAGGAAAGAAAGAUCGGUGAAGGUACCUAUGCCAGCGUGUUCGAAGGUCAUCAGAAAAAGUCCAACAGAAAAGUGGCCAUCAAGAAGAUUAAGGCCGGGCAAUUCAAAGAUGGAUUGGAUAUGUCAGCGAUCAGAGAGGUUAAAUUUCUGCAAGAAUUGAGCCAUCCUAACGUCAUUGGUCUCUUAGAUGUGUUUUCAUCUAAAUCAAAUUUAAACUUGGUUCUAGAAUUCCUUGACACCGAUUUAGAAGCCGUCAUCAAAGAUCGCGAAUUGGUUUUCCAAGCUUCAGAUAUCAAAAGCUGGAUGCUCAUGACUAUGCAGGGGUUGGACUUUUGCCAUCAAAACUGGGUUUUGCAUCGUGACAUGAAACCCAACAACUUGUUGAUUGCUUCAGAUGGGACACUCAAGAUUGCGGAUUUUGGUUUGGCGCGUGAGUAUGCUGAUCCGGGUACAAGAAUGACAUGCCAAGUAGUCACUCGCUGGUAUCGUCCGCCGGAACUACUCUAUGGCGCCAGAGCUUACUCUACCGGUGUGGAUAUAUGGGCAGUUGGCUGUAUAUUUGCCGAGUUGAUGUUAAGGACUCCAUACCUCGCGGGGGAAAACGAUUUUGAUCAAUUAAGCACGAUAUUUCGAGCCCUCGGGACACCGACUGAUCAAGAUUGGCCUGGUCACAAAAGACUAGCAGAUUAUGUCGAGUUUCCCAUACAGCAUAAGCAGCCGCUGGAACUACUGUUCAGUGCAGCUGGCGAUGAUGCUAUCGAUUUCUUAGAAUGUUGUUUGAAGUUCGAUCCGAGGAAACGGAUAAAUUCUAGGCAGGCUUUACGACACCAAUACUUCAAUUCAACUCCAUAUCCGACCAACCCUCAAAAGUUACCGAAACCCAAGGGAGCAUUAGUUCCUAGACAGAUUGCACCGCAAGAUGGAGGAGCGGGUGGGGCAGAUGGCAGGAAUGGUAAUGGAUUAAAAAAACGAAAAUCGGUGGUUGACAAUUCAGGUAAAGAUGUCGAAAUGGAGGAUCGCACGCGCAAGAUUGCCAAGCGUUUGGAUUUCAGUUAGAUGUAAUUAAUAAGUGUUUGUGUCCCAGUUCUUUUUUUUUGGUUCUUGUUUGUUCAACAGCCUUGCGUUUCUUUUAGUCUCAUGUAGUUUGAUUUAUAACGACUUUCAAAUCGUGAUAUCAUAGAGAAAGAAUAUUCUCCUUUGAUCAGUGCAUAUCAUUA